AUCGAAAAACACGCGUCCUUCUUCAACUCUCGUUACCGGCGUAAUAAGUGCUCUCAAGUCUCAACCUGGCCUCGCCGGACCUCCGACUUCAUGAUGGACCCGAAGUUCGCCGGAAAUCCAAUUCCUACAUCCCCGUAUUACGGUGGUGGUCGAACCGAUAUUGAUCAGAUGCCUGAAACACCCAAUCGUGGGUCUCACCACCGACGGGCCCAGUCGGAGACAUUCUUCCGGUUUCAAGAUGAAGACAUCCUCCUUGACGACGUCGUUGCUGACUUCAACUUCGCCAAUAUCGACCUCCCUUCUUUCUCCUGCGAUGCUCCUGUACCAACCACCACCGAAGAUUCGUCAUCCAAGUCUGAGAGAGAGUCCUCCGACGUCAACGCCGGUCAAUUGACGCCGAGGAAGUCCAUGGGGUACAGUACCCAUCUCAGGAGUCUCUCAGUGGGUUCUGAUUUCUUUGAUGGUUUUGGUUUGGGCUCUGCCGCCGAGACGGAGAAGGUCGGCGAUGGUGGUGCUGCGUAUCGUCAUAGGCACAGUAAUUCGAUGGAUGGGUCUGCUGCGACGUCGUUUGAAGGGGAUUCUGUGUUGAUGAUGUUGGAUAAUUCAAAGAAAGCACUUGCACCUGAUAAAUUAGCUGAGCUUUCUUUAAUUGAUCCCAAAAGAGCUAAAAGGAUUCUUGCAAAUAGACAGUCUGCUGCUCGAUCAAAGGAGCGUAAAACAAGAUAUACCGGUGAGUUAGAGAGGAAAGUGCAGACCCUUCAAACCGAAGCAACAACCCUCUCUGCAGAAGUCACAAAGCUGCAGCGGGAUACUAGUGGCUUAACGUCUGAAAACAAGGAGCUCAAACUCCGGUUAGAAGCAAUGGAACAGCAUGCCCAGCUUAGAGAUGCUUUGAACGAAGCGCUGAGAGAGGAAGUUCAGCGUCUUAAAUUAGAGGCGGGUCUUAACGGGAUGAACUAUAACGCAUCAUUGCCACCUCAAUACUCAUCACACGGUCGGCAGCCACUUCAUAACUAUCCUAACCCGAAUGCCCAGCAGCAACAAAAGACCCAAAAUUCAAAUAACAACAACCGGCUGAAACCGAGCUUCAUGGACUUCAAUUAAAUGGGUAAAAAGAUGCAGAAGGUAUGGUGAUAUAUUACUAUAUAUGUUGUAGAUACAUAUGGAAAUGUAUACACAAGUAUUAAUGUUGAAGAGGAGCAUUUGGCCAGAAUCAGAUAUCGUUGAAGGUAGUGUUUGUGCAUUAAGUGGUUGUUUAUGUCUGUUUGAUCCAGAUCUUGUGGCCAUGUUAUUGUUAUAGGGGUAGCGACAAUAUUAUAAGAGAUUCAGAAUGUAAAUUUUAUGUACUGGUACUCCUACCAAUCAUAUUCUCUAUUAUUAUUGUUAUU
Messenger RNA from Cynara cardunculus var. scolymus (artichoke), 1388 nucleotides. RefSeq names its product transcription factor VIP1-like. The record is from RefSeq and is a predicted model, not a curated record. Gene Ontology annotation, molecular function: DNA-binding transcription factor activity. Gene Ontology annotation, cellular component: nucleus. Gene Ontology annotation, biological process: regulation of DNA-templated transcription. The transcript has 4 exons. NCBI's taxonomy places the organism in Eukaryota, Viridiplantae, Streptophyta, Magnoliopsida, Asterales, Asteraceae. Bases 91 to 1104 code for a protein of 337 amino acids.